Fraxinus pennsylvanica is the source of this 1653-nucleotide messenger RNA. The record is from the annotation of a GenBank genome assembly. NCBI's taxonomy places the organism in Eukaryota, Viridiplantae, Streptophyta, Magnoliopsida, Lamiales, Oleaceae.
AUGAAAGUACCCUUCUCUGGAAAUAAUCACAGCCAAUCAUUGAACUCGAAACCAGUGGUUACAACCACCCGGACCACCACUUCUCCGGGCAGCUCCGCACCUACUACCUCCUCCUACAAGCCAAAAUCGGAUCUUGAACUCUGUGGAAGCCAUAGUCCCGUUGCUAAAAAGGUCAUACCUACUUGUGCUACAGCUAAUAUUUCAACAAUUCGUGAUGAUCCUCUUCAACUGGGAGAUCAUGCGCUGAACCAUCACUUUGAGGUUUGGGAUUCUUUGAUGAGAGAACUGGGUUUGGAUGACGAUUCGAUCCCUAUUUCAAAACCUAUUUCUCAACUUGGUACUCACUGUGAUCAGCAGUAUUCAUCAAUCCCUGAGUUCCCACCUGUAAGCUCCUUCGGUUCAUCAACCAGGUUUGAGCCAUCUGAAUUUAGUCUACUCUCAGAUAUUACCACUACAUACUCUACUGCACCUUUGAGCCAUAACAGCAACAUCAUCCACCCAUUUGACCUAUCUGGAGAAAUCCAAAACUUGAAUAACAAUAACUUGAAUGUUGGAUUAGCUUACGUAGACGAGUUAAUCCGACUUGCCGAGUGCUUCGAGACCAACUCCCUACAACUCGGGCAGGUAUCAUUGGCACGGCUCAAUCAACAGCUCAGAUCUCCCACAGGAAAGCCCCUCCAGAGAGCUGCCUUCUACUUCAAGGAAGCCUUUCAAUCCCUACUCUCCGGGUCGACUCGACAAACUCACCCUGCCAGCUCUUCAGAGAUCAUCCAGACCAUCAAAGCACAGAAAAUGUUUUCAGGCAUCUCCCCAGUUCCCAUGUUCUCAAGCUUCACGGCUAACCAAGCCGUGCUUGAAGCCCUAGAGGGCUCCAUUCAUGUCCACAUCAUCGACUUUGAUAUCGGGCUUGGCAACCACUGGGCUUCGUUCUUGACAGAGUUAGCUGAUAAAGCUGAGUCUGGUAAAGCUACCCCAGCAAUGCUUCGAAUUACAGCUAUAGUUCCUGAAGAGUAUGCAAUGGAAUCAAAGCUGAUCAAAGAGAAUUUGACUCAGUUUGCAUGUGAGCUGAAUAUUAGGCUCGAUAUAGACUUUGUUUCGAUAAGUACUUUUGAGUAUUUAUCUUUCAAGGCCAUCAAAUUGAUGGAUAGUGAAAAUGUUGCUGUUCUUUUAUCUCCGGCAAUAUUCCGGCAUGUUGGGACAGGUUUUCUCGAUGAUCUCCGCAGAGUUUCACCUCUCGUGGUCAUGCACGUGGAUGGUGAAGGGCAGAUGGGAUUUGAAGCACCGUCAUAUCGCCAGACUCUGAUUGAUGGUCUAGAUUUUUACUCCAGCCUAUUCAAGUCACUAGAGGCUGCAAACUUUAAAAGCAGUGGUGGCGGUAGGGGUGAUUUGAUAAGAAGGAUUGAGACUUUCCUGUUUCUUCCCAAGAUUAUGGAGGCAGUGGAGGCGGCCAGCCGCCGCAAUACGCCAUGGAGGGAAGCGCUAGUGACGGCCGGCUUGAGACAGGUGAGGCUUGGUCAGUUUGCUGACUUUCAAGCUGAGUGUUUACUGAGGAGAGCAAAUAUCAUAGGAUUCCACGUGGCAAAACAGCAGGAAGAGAUGCUGCUUUGCUGGCACAAUAGGCCACUUGUUGCCACGUCAGCUUGGAGGUAUUAG